AGAGUGCUUCCUUCUCAACUAUACACCAGCUAGAACACGACACAAGGCCAUGCCACCAAAGCCUGCCAACAAGAAAGCAUCCCCGAAAGGUGGAAAGAAGAAUAACGAUGAAGGCGAAUCAUCAAAGGGAGGCAAAGCCCUCAAGACCGCCAAUAGCAUCAAGGUGCGCCACAUCCUAUGUGAGAAACAGAGCAGAGCAUUGGAGGCCAUUGAGCAGUUAAAGGCUGGCGUUGCAUUCAAUAAGGUUGCUGAAGCAUUUAGCGAAGACAAGGCCAAAGAAGGAGGCAGCUUGGGUUGGAUGGUGCGAGGAUCAAUGGUUGGGGCCUUUCAAGAUGCUGCAUUCCAGCUACAGCCCAGUUCAGUUGCUAAGCCCGUGUACACGGAUCCACCUGUCAAGACCCAACAUGGAUACCAUGUCAUUAUGGUCGAAGACCGCAAGAAUUAGGGGAUCCCUCCAGUGGCUUGAGAUUACCAUUCAGCAUUGUACGCCAAUGUAUACAUAUACAUGCGUGCGCGUCCAGUGGCGCAAAUACAAAUUGAAAAUAAAAAAAAAAGCUUGAUCAGCAAUCUCGCGU
Lobosporangium transversale is the source of this 575-nucleotide messenger RNA. RefSeq lists its product as hypothetical. Gene Ontology annotation, molecular function: DNA binding; peptidyl-prolyl cis-trans isomerase activity. The record is from RefSeq and is a predicted model, not a curated record. Gene Ontology annotation, biological process: rRNA processing. The transcript has 4 exons. NCBI's taxonomy places the organism in Eukaryota, Fungi, Mortierellomycota, Mortierellomycetes, Mortierellales, Mortierellaceae. Bases 50 to 445 code for a protein of 131 amino acids.